UGUUAUUGUGGCAGUGGCGGACGCCGUAGAACAAACAGGAAAUGCUUUAACAACUAACAUGACAGACGGGAAGUCUGGCAACUGACGUUCCGGCGCCGCAAACGCGGCGUCCAAUCGCAUUGAAGAAGAAAGGCGGAACUUCCUUUGCGUGACGUGAAAGUUUUACGGUCAAGGCUGGAAGCCCCACCUUUUGUGUUUCCCGCACCGUCAAUCAAAAUAGAAAAAAAUCGAGUUGAAUCGCCGAUCGCAGCCCGCCUUUGAUUAAAAUAAUCAUGUUUGGCGUUUAAAUAAACCAAAACCCGUCCGACCUUAAUCUUUCGCGUUAUGACUGGUACGUAACAUUUAAACUGAUCCAAGCAUACCGUCACCGCGCCCGAACAGCCUGUGAAGCAGGAGGAAAUGGCUGCCUUGGACGUGGACAGCAGUCAGAGCGACUACCUACAGCACGGCGGCGGCGGUGGAGGAGGAGGCGACCAGACUACAGACCUCACAUCCAUACAGUUAACAGGGACUUCAGAGAGAUGGGAGGUGAUGAGUACUUCGGCAUCUGUGAAGGAAGAACCGGGUGUCGUGCAUAUUCCGAACACGGGGAUUGUAACAUCAAACGGACAGUAUGUUCUUCCUCUGCAAGGCAUGCAGAGCCAGCCGAUUUUCGUAACAUCGGGAACGGACACAUCCACCAACGCAGUGCCUAACAUACAGUACCAGGUCAUUCCACAGAUCCAGACUGCAGAUGGACAACUGGGGUUUUCUAGCUCAUCCAUUGAGGGGGCCACCCUGGCCCAGGAUGCCACAGGGCAAAUCCAAAUCAUGCAAGAUGCAGGUCAGGGCCUUGGCACUGCCGGAACCUCUUCCGACAUUCUCACCAACAGCCAGAACCUCAUUUCACAGACUGGGAAUGUCCAGCAUAUCCAGGGAGUUUCAAUUAGUGGUUCUGCAUACAGCAGUCAGGGUCAGGUUGUCACAAGUGUGCCUGUUGGUUUGCCUGGGAAUAUAACCUUUGUUCCAAUAAACAGUGUGGAUUUGGACUCAUUGGGGCUGUCUGGAGCCCAAACAAUAGCAACAGGAGUCACUACUGAUGGCCAUCUGAUCAUGGCUGGACAGCCCAUGGAGAACUCGGAGAGCCUUGAGAAAACUGGAGAUCAGUCUCUUUCCGUAAACGAGUCAAACUCUAACCAGGAAAUGUUUGUGCCAACGACAUCCUCUUCUCAGCUCCCUGAGACGAUAGACGGCACGGGGGUGCUAACCCAAGCAACUGGAGUCUCGUCUACGGCCAGUGGCCAGGGGGACUCCUCUGGUCUCCAGGACAGCUAUGUGCACCAAAAUCAGGGCCAGAACAUCCAAGUGUCUUCAGCACAGCCCAUCAUUCAGCUGCAACCGGUUUCUGCGAACACCAGUGAGGCUCAGGUGGUCCAGGGCCUUGCACAGUCACAGGUGCAGGUUGCAGGGCAGAAUCUGCAGCUUAUCAAUCCAGGCACCUUCCUCAUCCAGGCCCAGACAGUCACGCCUUCAGGCCAGAUCCAGUGGCAGACCUUCCAGGUGCAAGGGGUCCAGAACCUGCAGAACCUCCAGCUGCCCACUGCCCCAGCACAGCACAUCACUUUGGCCCCUAUGUCGACCCUGUCUCUGGGCCAGGGUGGGACACUGGGUGCCAGCCCUGUCAGCAUCAACACAGGACAGAUCCCCAACCUGCAGACGGUGACAGUCAACUCGGUCACUCAAGCAGGCAUCCAGUUCCAGCAGUCAGAGGACACAGACAGCCCUGCAGAUAUCCACAUCAAAGAGGAGCCGGACUCGGAGGAGUGGCAUCUCAGUAGUGAAUCCACGCUCAACACCAGUGACUUGUCACACUUGCGUGUGAGGCUAGUGGAUGAGGAGGGUGACGCACAUAUCCAGGAGGGCAAGCGACUGCGGCGGGUAGCCUGCACCUGCCCCAACUGCAAGGAGGCUGGUGGCCGUGGCUCAAACAUCGGCAAGAAGAAGCAACACAUCUGUCACAUCCCAGGUUGUGGGAAGGUGUACGGCAAAACUUCGCACCUGCGAGCACAUCUGCGCUGGCAUUCAGGCGAGCGACCAUUUGUGUGUACCUGGAUGUUUUGUGGAAAGCGGUUCACGCGCAGCGAUGAGUUGCAGAGACACAGGAGGACCCAUACAGGAGAGAAAAAGUUUGUGUGUCCAGAGUGUUCGAAGCGGUUCAUGCGCAGCGACCACCUGGCCAAGCAUAUUAAGACCCAUCAGAAUAAAAAGGGCAUGAACUCGAAUGCUGCAGCUUCCUCGGACAGCAUCAUCACGGCAGCGGGCACCACCCUCAUCCUUGCCAACAUCCAGCAGGCCUCUGCCCAAGGCCUGGGGACUGUCAGCCCCACCAAUGCGCAGGAGCUCCUCUCUAGCCAAGAGAUCCCUUUACAGCUUGUCACUGUUUCUGCCAGUGAGGUGAUGGAAUAGCCCAUGACCAUCUCUUGGACUUGUAAACUGCUCCUGAUUUUUUUUUUUU
Scleropages formosus (Asian bonytongue) is the source of this 2494-nucleotide messenger RNA. RefSeq names its product transcription factor Sp3. The record is from RefSeq and is a predicted model, not a curated record. Bases 400 to 2445 code for a protein of 681 amino acids. Gene Ontology annotation, biological process: regulation of transcription by RNA polymerase II. The transcript is spliced from 6 exons. Gene Ontology annotation, molecular function: DNA-binding transcription factor activity, RNA polymerase II-specific; RNA polymerase II cis-regulatory region sequence-specific DNA binding. Lineage: Eukaryota; Metazoa; Chordata; Actinopteri; Osteoglossiformes; Osteoglossidae.